UGACUGCAGUAUUCCCUUAGUAAACACAAUACAUCAAUCCGCUUUAAGAUCUGUUUACAAGCUGUGGUUGAUGCAGUGCAUUUCUAGCUAGCACUGCAAGGUAGACAGGAUGCCAGUCCAGUGCAACAUUUCAUUUACACACAUUCACUCUUAGCAGAGCUACUAUGCCUUUGUGCAUGUGUUUGACCAGUGGGAUAAAACUGGAGAACCUGGAGGAAACACAGACAAUAUGCAAAACUUCAUACAGACAGUAACCCAAGUAAUCGACGCUACCCACAAUACUUAAGUAUACAGAAAUUAUAGUGCUUUAUUAAUGCUGUGUGAUGGCUAGAAACAAGCUCUAGUUCAGUCAUAGUUUACAAACAUUUUUGUGGAAUAGGUACAGAACCAUUAUAAAGCAUGUACAUACAUCAGACAGCCAUAACAUUAAAACCACCUGCUUAAUAUAGUGUAGGACCCCUUUUCUGCCAGAAUAGCUCUGACCAAUCGAGGCAUGGAUUCUACAAAACCUCUGAAGAUGCGCUAUAGUGUCUGACACCAAGAUGUCAGCUGCAGGUCCUUGCGAGGACAUUAUACAGAUCUUGGGAGUUUGGAGGCCAACACCUUGAACUUUUUGUCCUGUUACUUAAAACAUUUCUGAACAUUUUUUUGCAGUGUGGCAAAGAGUAUUAUUCCACAGAAUCAGGCCACUGCCAUUAUGGAGUAUUGUUACCAUGAAUGGGGGUUCUUGGUCUGCGACAAUACUUAGCAAUCAUAGUGGCUCUUUAUCUGAGGAAAAUCCAUGGCUUUCUGGUAGAUGAGAGAGCUCCUCCAAACCUUCCAUCUCUCCCAAUCAUUGGGAGUCUUCUGAGCCUAAGGAGUGACAGCGCACCACAUAUUUUCUUUCAGCAACUGCAAAAGAAAUAUGGAGAUAUUUAUUCGCUUAUGAUGGGCUCUCAUAAAGUUAUCAUCGUCAACAGCUAUCACCAUGCAAAAGACGUCCUGCUUAAAAAAGGGAAAAUAUUUGCAGGAAGACCACGCACUGUUACUACAGACAUUUUAACACGAGAUGGGAAAGACAUAGCAUUUGCUGACUAUAGUGCCACAUGGAAGUUUCAUCGAAAAAUUGUGCACGGAGCCCUGAGCAUGUUUGGAGAGGGAACUGCAUCUAUCGAGAAAAUAAUUUGCCAAGAGGCGAGCUCUAUGUGUGAAACCCUCACUACCCUGCAGAGCUCUGCAGUAGACUUAUCCCCAGAGCUGACCCGUGCUGUUACAAACGUAGUAUGUACACUCUGUUUUAGCUCCUCAUAUAAACGUGGAGAUCCUGAGUUUGAAGCUAUGCUCCAGUACAGCCAGGGAAUUGUGGACACAGUUGCCAAGGAUAGUUUGGUAGAUAUCUUUCCUUGGCUCCAGCUCUUUCCAAAUGAAGACCUCAGAAUUCUAAGGCGUUGUGUCUCCAUUAGAGACAAACUCCUUCAGAAGAAAUAUGAUGAACACAAGGAGGACUUUAGUGAUAACAUCCAGCGAGAUCUGUUGGAUGCCCUACUGCGUGCCAAACACAGCUCUGAGAAUAACAACACCAGCACCCAGGAUGUCAGUCUUUCUGAUGAUCAUCUACUUAUGACUGUCGGAGAUAUUUUUGGUGCUGGUGUGGAGACUACAACCACUGUACUGAAGUGGUCCAUUCUUUAUCUUGUUCAUCAUCCACAGGUUCAAUUAAAAAUUCAAGAGGAGUUGGACACUAAGAUUGGGAAGGACAGGCACCCCCAGAUUAAUGACCGAGGAAAUCUUCCCUACCUGGAAGCCACAAUCAGAGAGGUGCUUAGAAUCCAGCCAGUCUCGCCACUUCUCAUCCCUCACGUCGCUCUCUCAGAUGCAAAUAUAGGAGAAUACACUGUACAGAAAGGGACAAGAGUCAUCAUCAAUCUGUGGUCUUUGCACCAUGAUGAAAAAGAGUGGAAAAACCCAGAACUCUUUAAACCAGAGCGUUUCCUGAAUGAGGAAGGCAACAGUCUGUGCUGCCCAUCACUCAGUUAUCUACCAUUUGGUGCUGGAGUGCGUGUCUGUCUUGGUGAGGCUCUGGCCAAAUUGGAGCUAUUCCUCUUCAUGUCAUGGAUUCUGCAAAGGUUCACUCUGGAGGUGCCCGCUGGUCAGCCUCUGCCUGAGCUAAAGGGCAAAUUCGGAGUUGUUCUUCAACCCCAGAGGUAUAAAGUCAUUGCAAGGCUCAGGACAGGCUGGGAAAAACAGCUACAGAAACAAGAGUCAGGCUAAGAUGUACAUUUUUCUUUUUUAUACUCAUACGCUAGUAGUUAAAAAAAAAAAAAAGAACAGAAGUUUUUUUUUGUCUUAACCCUUGUGUUGAGUUUGCUACAUAGCAGUGGAUGUACUGUAUGGGUUGUGUUGACUUCGGGCAACAGAGACAGAAAAUAACAUUAAAAAUGUCCAGCUGUGGAACAGUAAAAACUCCACUUCUCUUGCCUGGGGUCGCCCCUAAAAGCAGGCAUGUGUAAUCAUGUACGAGUGCAAAUAAGACAUGGAAUAAUGUACAUAACUACAACCAAAUUCACCAAUUGUUUAAUUCUUUUCUUCAAAAAGUUGGUGUGGUUUAUGUCACUCUGUCUGUAUUGUUUAUUCUUGGACAAUAUGACCAGAAAAUAACUGUAAUACAUGCAAUAAUCAUCCUUUUUCCAUGUUCAAUAGAGAAACAUGAUCUACUAUAUAACAUGAGCCAAUAUCCUGGUGUCUCUUUUUACAAUAUUUCUGCCAUAUUUGUCAGAAUUCAGAAAAUAUAACCAUAAAUAAACAGUUAUCACAAAACACA
This is a messenger RNA of Tachysurus fulvidraco (yellow catfish), 2800 nucleotides long. It is a transcript of the gene cyp17a1, whose product is annotated as steroid 17-alpha-hydroxylase/17,20 lyase. Gene Ontology annotation, biological process: progesterone metabolic process; hormone biosynthetic process. Gene Ontology annotation, molecular function: iron ion binding; steroid 17-alpha-monooxygenase activity; heme binding. The transcript is spliced from 9 exons. The record is from RefSeq and is a predicted model, not a curated record. Lineage: Eukaryota; Metazoa; Chordata; Actinopteri; Siluriformes; Bagridae. Bases 718 to 2250 code for a protein of 510 amino acids.